Molecule: messenger RNA, 1587 nt
Organism: Harpegnathos saltator (Jerdon's jumping ant)
Lineage: Eukaryota; Metazoa; Arthropoda; Insecta; Hymenoptera; Formicidae
Product: myrosinase 1
Exons: 7
Coding region: 61-1587 (508 amino acids)
Biological process (GO): carbohydrate metabolic process
Molecular function (GO): beta-glucosidase activity
Source: RefSeq, a predicted model, not a curated record
UGCUGGUUGUUUGCUAAACACAGCUACAUUACGCGUAUUUUAACAAACAUAGUGACUGCCAUGAAAUACACGAAGUUUGUCACGAUUUUCCUUCUAAACAUUUUACUAUGCGCAUUUCAAUCUCAAGCCGAAGUUCAAGAAAGAUUUGAUAGGCUGGAGAGAGAUGCUCUUGAUAAUAACGCCUUUCCAAGUGACUUUCUAUUCGGAGUUUCGAUAUCUGCGCCUCAAUACGAGGGUGCAUGGAAUGUGAGCGGCAGAGGAGAGUCUGUGUGGGAUCAUAUGUGCCACAUGAAUUCGAAGAUAGUAAAGGAUGGGAGUAACAUAGACGUGGCGAAUGACUUUUAUAACAAAUACAAAGAGGAUAUACGUUUAGCGAAAAGCAUAGGUACUCAAAUGUUUAAGCUCUCCUUCUCGUGGUCGAGAAUUUUACCCAAAGGUUUUAUAAAUUUUAUCAAUAAAGACGGUGUGCAAUUUUAUAUGAACGUGCUCGACGAAAUAUUAGCAAAUAAAAUGACUCCUAUGGUUACAUUAUUCCAAUGGGACCUGCCAUAUAAUAUGCAGGAAAUGGGUGGUUUAACCAAUCCUCUGUUUGUUAACUGGUUCGAGCAGUAUGCCAGAUUUGUAUUCUCCACUUUUGGCCACAAGGUGAAAUUUUGGAUGACUAUCAAUGAGCCGAAUUCGCUUUGCUACGGCGGUUAUAGCUAUGAAUUCAUUCCGCUUCUGAACUUAUCAGGAAUCACAGAUUACUUAUGUGGCCAUCAUGCCCUACUCGCUCAUGCAAACGUAUAUCACUUGUACGAUCGUGAAUUUCGACCCAGUCAAAACGGUAAAGUGGGAUACAAUAUAAACGUCCAGUUACCCGUACCUCUAGACCCUACUUCGCAGGAUGAUAUAAACUCCACAGAAGAUGAUUACCAUUGGUCCAUCAACGGACUUCUCCAUCCGAUCUUUAGCAACGCCGGCGAUUAUCCGCGCAUCAUGAAGGAACGGAUAGCUAAUUACAGCAGUGUUCAAGGAUUUGCCACUUCGCGUCUACCAAGCUUCACGAACGAACAAAUCAACGACAUACGCGGCUCGGCUGAUUUUCUUGGGUUAAGUUAUUAUACUUAUGAUCUGAUAAAAGCGCAAGUCGGCAAGUUCGUAGAGAUGUAUGAUGAAGAUGUGGGCGCGGCUGCACCGAAUGGAUUCCAGUAUAAGGAUGCACCGCAGAUAUUCUCUAAAGGAAUACAACGAAUAAACAAUGACUAUCACCCCACGAUCUACAUUACUGAGAACGGCUUCCCCGAUGCUCCUUUGGAGGACAAAGCUAAGAUAACGUACCUACGAGGGCAUCUUGCGGAAGUGUUAAAAGCUAUUAAAAACGGCGUCGACAUUCGGGCUUACCUAGUGUGGUCGCUAUUGGACACCUUCCAGUGGCAACAUGGUUAUCGGCCAAAAUUCGGACUUUUUCAAGUUAAUUUCAACGAUUCGAAUCUUAUUAGGACUCCAAGAUUGUCAGCUAGAUACAUUGCUCAAGUUUAUAAAACACGACAUUUGAUAGAUAUGUCGGCUUUAAACGAUCUUCCCUCAUUGAGUACAACUGCAUAA